AUGGACAACGAGGAGCUCAACCUAAGUUUGUCGCUCCAGCCAUCAUAUCCUUCAAGGUUUCGGGCAGAGUUUUUGUGUUGCUAUUGCCCUAAGAGGUUCUGGAGCUCUCAGGCGUUAGGUGGCCACCAGAAUGCACACAAGCUCCAGCGUAACCUUGCAAAGAGGAAUCGAGAAGCUUUUCUAGCAAUAAGCCAAAGGAAGGGUGCAAAUGCUGGAAUAGAGGAUGGAAGCUCUGCUGAGUCUGCAUGCAAAAUUUCAGGUGGAAAGAAGCAUCAUGAAGAGGUCUGGCAGGCACUGCAAGGAUCAAGUGGUUCAUCAUCAUCAUCUGGUACAGUGAUGCACAAAGAUAUCAAACAGGAUGUACAAGAUGAAGAUCUAUCAAAUGGGAUGGUAGAUCUGUCCUUGAAGUUAUGA
This is a messenger RNA of Oryza brachyantha (malo sina), 414 nucleotides long. RefSeq names its product zinc finger protein 2-like. Lineage: Eukaryota; Viridiplantae; Streptophyta; Magnoliopsida; Poales; Poaceae. The record is from RefSeq and is a predicted model, not a curated record. Gene Ontology annotation, molecular function: DNA-binding transcription factor activity. The coding region runs from base 1 to 414 and encodes 137 amino acids. The transcript has a single exon.